CGGCAAUCCGGCAACGGGGUGAACCGGAAGAUGUGAUUUCCCCGGACCCCGCAUCUUGAUUGUGGACAGCGACGACGACUCGGAGGCCCGCACGGAACCAAAUAUGACAGUCUAUAUAGGUCGACUCUCCAGUCACAUGUUGAACCUCGUCCAUACACUCCUAAGUACCGCCUUUCCUCGUCUUUACCUUUCUCUUCGCCGCCAGCUACGACGAGCUCGACCAUCUCGCCUUUCCCAAUAUCAUGUCGCGAAACGGUAACAAGAAGCCUGUCGGCUUUGCAACCCACAUCACUGCAGGCGGUAUAGCAGGUGCUUGUGAAGCGCUAACAUGUCAACCCUUGGACACCAUAAAGGUCCGGAUGCAGCUCUCCAAGUCUGGGCGUGCACCAGGGACAAAACCAAGAGGUUUCUUCGCCACUGGCACGUACAUCGUACGCCGGGAGACCCCUUUGGCUCUCUACAAGGGUCUAGGCGCUGUCUUGUCUGGUAUCGUCCCAAAAAUGGCCAUCCGGUUUGCUAGUUUCGAGGCAUACAAGGGCUGGCUGGCGGACAAGGAGACAGGGAAGACAAGUCUUGGGAAUAUCUUCCUUGCUGGUCUUGGCGCUGGAACUACGGAGGCUGUCGCUGUCGUAACGCCCAUGGAAGUAGUGAAAAUUCGCUUGCAGGCACAACAGCACUCCUUGGCCGAUCCUCUCGAGACUCCGCGGUACCGGAAUGCCGCUCAUGCAGUAUAUACCAUUGUGCGGGAAGAAGGCUUCUCCACAUUGUAUCGCGGUGUCUCUCUUACCGCGCUUCGACAAGCGACAAACCAGGGAGCCAACUUUACCGUGUACCAAGAGCUGAAGAAGGCAGCCCAGCGGUGGCAACCUGAUCUUCCUGAGCUCCCUUCCUACCAACACAUGAUUAUUGGUCUCAUUUCUGGCGCCGCCGGUCCCAUGUCGAAUGCACCUAUAGACACUAUCAAAACUCGUCUACAGAAGAGUACCGCCAUCCCUGGUCAGUCGGCAUUCCGUCGCAUCUACGGUAUCGCUGAGGACAUGUGGAAGGCUGAGGGAGUGAGGUCGUUCUACAAGGGUAUAACUCCGCGUAUCUUACGCGUGGCUCCUGGUCAGGCGAUCGUGUUUGCGGUAUAUGAGAGAGUUAGCUCGGUGAUUGAGCGGAUUAAUCCCACAGUAUACGAGGACACCUAUGCAGAGUAAUCUGGCCUUCUUUCCGAACUCUAUUAUCCAUUUCUAUACCUAUACUAGGGAAUUCGUGUGCAUAUUCUAUUGUAAUGACAGGACGGUCAGCUCCUUGUUCCACCUUCCA
This is a messenger RNA of Desarmillaria tabescens, 1308 nucleotides long. RefSeq names its product mitochondrial carrier domain-containing protein. Lineage: Eukaryota; Fungi; Basidiomycota; Agaricomycetes; Agaricales; Physalacriaceae. Gene Ontology annotation, biological process: succinate transport; fumarate transport; transmembrane transport. Gene Ontology annotation, molecular function: succinate:fumarate antiporter activity. The transcript is spliced from 5 exons. The coding region runs from base 243 to 1199 and encodes 318 amino acids. Gene Ontology annotation, cellular component: mitochondrion. The record is from RefSeq and is a predicted model, not a curated record.